AUGCAAUGAUAACCGAUAGGCCGGUGAUAGGAGAUAAGUGGACUACACAAGUCUCUAGCUAUGUGAAGGGCGGCCUUUGUGACCCAGUGUAUGAUAACGAGCCGGAUAAUCAAUGUACUGGUCACAGAAAUGUGGCGGGUACUCUCAAAGAUUUGCAAUCAGAGGCCGAAGAAAGGAUCAUAAAGGCAGUCGCAUCUUAAGCGGAUUACACGCGACUUCAAGGCCUCAAAUCUACUAAGUCUGAAGCGUAGGACAUUUCUCCUACAAGGCUUCUAAUGCCUUCGACAAGUCUCUCGGCCUCGGUGCAGACCACUACCACAACGGCCCAACAAACAGCGCAACAGCAGGCGGCGGCAGCAGCCGCUCAACAACGCUCCCCAAAAUGCGCGAGGUGCCGAAAUCACGGCGUCAUCUCCAUCCUAAAAGGCCACAAGCGCUUCUGCAAAUGGAAGGACUGCACGUGCCCUGACUGCAACCUCAUAGCGGAACGGCAACGCGUCAUGGCUGCGCAGGUAGCGCUGAGAAGACAACAAGAAAGUGACGCAGAGCAUUUCACCAACUUUCCUUACAAUCACGUGCAGUUCUACUACAACUCUUCCGGACAGCGUGGUCAGGAUGGAGGAAGCUCCAAGGGUCCGAUGUCUCCGAAUGAUGUCCUAGCAGCGGUGAAGACGCCAGUGUCGCCUGUUUCGAGUAAUGGUACAGCGUUCAGCGAGCAUGGGGGUUCACCGUGCAGCACCCCAACCGUCAGCUCCGCUGAACCAAGGAUGUCUGAUAUGGCCCUCAAAAGGCAACGUUCAGAAGAGGACGACGAGCCCCCAAACAGUGACCGAAGAUCGCCCGAUCAAAAGCGACAACGUCCGGAAAACAUUGUUCUAUCAAAUGGCUUUUCAAAUGAUGUUCAUGGACGUAUGUUUUCAGCGGAGCACGCACGAGCUAUGAAUAUCUUGACGAGACUUUUCCCGGAGCAAAAACUCAAUGUGUUAGAGCUGAUUCUCAAAGGGUGCAGUGGGGACAUUGUACAGACUAUAGAAUGCGUUCUGCCAAGUCACGAGGAAGCCUUAGCAAGGGCUCAAAUGUUCACUACUGGACCCCCAAGGGGAAUGUUUCCCAUGCCCUCCCCACUGAGGAAUGGAUUGUCAGCCUUCUCGCCUAUCACACCAGGCUUACGGCCAUCCUUACCCAUUAUGCCUUUAGAGCUUCACACUGCAACGUCAUGUGCCAGUGGAAAGUGCCCUGGGUGUGUGUACUACCCAGGGAUGGUCCCUAGGAGUCCCAGAGAUGCCCCCAAGGAGCCAAGGGAGUAUGCCUCUCCCCCACCACUGCCCUCUAGGUCACCUCGGUCACCAAGAACAUCAGAAAGUCGUUCGCCCCCAAGGGAAGAAAUGCUGGACAGUCAAAGAGUGCACUCUGCUACUGCUGCACUCAUUUCAAUGAGCAACAGUGCACAGUUAUUCCACAAUGAACGCUCAUCUGUCAUUAGGAACAAUAUGAGCAUGGUGGGAUCCCCGACAAGUGUCAAGUCACAUGAUUCCGUCAGGGGAUCCCCAUUAAGGAACUCAACAGGGGAAUCUACUCCACCCAGUAAUUAAUCUUUGACUACUGUACAAAACAUUCAACCCAUUUUCACUUUUUUUCUUAGUUAUUUAGUGCUAGUUAGACUUAAAAGAACUUAUUGGUAAGGAAAAGACUGAUUUGACAGUUUAGAUCAUUUAGCUAAGAAAGAAGCUAUCUUUGGAUAUCAGUGCUUUGUAUUUUGCUGAUGAACCUUCGGGAUGUUGAAACACAAUCUUUUAUUCUAUUCAUAUUCAUAGCAACAAUGAAUAUCUAAAAAUCUUAUGACCAUAGACAUAAAAUAAAAAAAACUAAAAGUUUAUAAGUUGAACAACUUUCCAGGCUGUUCUACACUUCAGUAUGUCCUACGACAUUACUGUAGUUAUGAUAGUGAUGAUGUUUGUGGGUUAGGGGUUGUAUAAACAUUGCAAUUGAUAAGUUCUUAAAAUAAAAAUAAAAAAAAUUCUAAACAAGACGAAAUGAAAAUAAAUACCUAACAAAAUAAAAGAAAGCAGAAAGAGAAAACAGAGGAGCAAAAUAUAUUUUCAUUUACUACAGUACUCUACAUUCAUUCUUGAAUCCAGUCAUACAGUCAUAUACUGUAUGGAGUGCUUUUGCCUCUGGAAGAAACUUUGUUUUCCUUAUUUUAAAAUGGAGUCAACUCUUGCUUUUAUGACUCCAUAUUGGACCAUAAUUAAGGUGCUAUAUGAUCAGCAAAAAAACUGUUAUGGAUGCAAAUCUGAGUCAUUACUUUGAACUGUAUUUAAAUUUCCUUCGUCUAUAAUGAGGUGUCCAUAUUACAUAGGUCAUUGUUUUAAAAGUAAGAGUUGACUUAAUUAUCUUUGCACUUGUUUGUCAUCUUCAUUUUUCAUUUUAAAUUCUUUUAAGAUGUAUUGCAAAUUCAUAGGACAUCACUCUAGAUGACAUUCAUGUCUAUUUUGAAAUAGUCUUUUGAAAUAAAAGCCAAUGGAAAAGAUU
Molecule: messenger RNA, 2532 nt
Organism: Nematostella vectensis (starlet sea anemone)
Lineage: Eukaryota; Metazoa; Cnidaria; Anthozoa; Actiniaria; Edwardsiidae
Product: doublesex- and mab-3-related transcription factor A2
Exons: 3
Coding region: 276-1592 (438 amino acids)
Biological process (GO): regulation of transcription by RNA polymerase II; sex differentiation
Cellular component (GO): nucleus
Molecular function (GO): protein binding; RNA polymerase II cis-regulatory region sequence-specific DNA binding; DNA-binding transcription factor activity, RNA polymerase II-specific
Source: RefSeq, a predicted model, not a curated record